Molecule: messenger RNA, 525 nt
Organism: Nannochloropsis gaditana CCMP526
Exons: 3
Coding region: 1-525 (174 amino acids)
Source: RefSeq, a predicted model, not a curated record
AUGCGCCAAGAAGCCUCAGGACUCUUUCAGGCGGGCGUUUUCUACCCGUCCUUUGCCUACCGAGGGGACGAACGCCUGGAGAAGAAGAACGUGUGGAAUUUCGAGCUGGACGGCCACGAAUGGGACUACGCGCCUUCCCUCCUCAUGUAUACUCGUGAAAUCCUCCUACAUCUUCCUCCCCUCCUCAACAGCCUCUCCCUUCCCUUGCCCGUCCCUCCCUCCCGCCCUCUCUCCCGCCCUCCCUCCCUCCUUCGCCUCAGCCCGCGGGGCUAUGCCAACAAGAUCGCCGUCAGUACUGGGGGAGGCUCUCAUUUCUUGCGGCACACCGACAAUAACAACGGGGACUCGAGGAAGAAUGGCCGUCCGGGAAUGGCGGACAGCUGCGGCUUUAUUCUCGAAGUGGGGCAUACGGACAAGAGGAAGGCUUCAAGAAUACAAGCAGGGGGGAAGGAACGGAGGUGGACGGAGGAGAGGAAGGCCAUGUUGACGUAUGGCCGGAGGGAGAUACCCUUGUCAUGUUUUUGA